AUGCCUGAUAUUGAGAUGCCAGACCCCGAGGAGCUCGGUGGUCUUGUCACUAAGCCUUUCAAGUUUGUUACAGGCUACGACGCCCGCUUCCCCAACCAGAACCAGACGAAGCACUGCUGGCAAAACUACGUUGACUACCACAAAUGCAUUAUUGCCAAGGGAGAAGAAUUUCGACCAUGCCGCCAGUUUUAUCUAGCCUACCGGUCGCUCUGCCCUAGCGCUUGGAUUGCACGUUGGGAUGAUCAGAGAGAGGCCGGAAACUUUCCAGUGGACCUCGAGCAUUGA
Endocarpon pusillum Z07020 is the source of this 285-nucleotide messenger RNA. Its product is annotated as Cytochrome c oxidase subunit 6B. The record is from RefSeq and is a predicted model, not a curated record. The coding region runs from base 1 to 285 and encodes 94 amino acids. Lineage: Eukaryota; Fungi; Ascomycota; Eurotiomycetes; Verrucariales; Verrucariaceae. The transcript has 4 exons. Gene Ontology annotation, cellular component: respiratory chain complex IV; mitochondrion.